GCUCUGGAAGCCGGGUGAUGGCCACUGCAGCAAGGAGUCCAAGCGAGAAGAGGCCUGGGGGGAAGGCCAUGCCCGGACGCUUCCUCUCCCAGUUGGCAGCCGCACUGGACAAUCCAACCAUCAAGGCGCUGGAGUGGGACGGGGACGGGCAAGGAGUGGUCGUGCACCCCAAGCUGUACGACGAAGAGGGGCAGAAGCACAAAGAGCUCUUUCCGGAGCUGAAAGCCCUGCGAUCUGUCUCCGUGCUCCAGGCGUGGCUGCUGACCGCCGGCUUUAAAGCAAAGGCAGCGAAGGCUGAUUCUGCAGUACACGUUUUCCAGCACGCCGACUUCAGGAAGCUGCCUCCCAAGGCUGGGGAGGUGGACAGUCCCCUCACUACCAGGCAGCACAAGAAAGCCAAGAAAAGGAAAAGCUCGUCAGACCUCGCUGCCAGCCCGGCAGCGGCUCUGCCCCCGGACACACUGCGCACGGACAGGAGACCACAGCGCCUGCGACCCUUAUACCAGUACAUAAACUAUGACAACCCGGAGCUGAACAGCCCUUCGGAGGACGAGAGCGACACACCAGAGACAGCUGCACUGGAGGAGGCUGCUGGAGCCCCAGACAAGGCAAACAUUGAGGAGGCAGAGGGGUCUCACCAAGCAGGAACAAAAAGCGAUAAUGCAGAAAGUUGCUCCCCAGGAACUCCGCCCCAGGCAGAGGUCGACAAGUCAACACAAGUCGACAUCGACAAGAUGCUGAGUGUCUGUGCAGCUCACCUGGUACCACCGCUCUCACCGCAGUAUAAAUAAUCACCCAGAUUUCCAUUUCCUGCCUUGUCCAUUUAGCAUAAAAGAAACCUGGGACAGAGCAUGUUGACUUUCUGCCUUCUUAAAACUCUGCGGUGAACCCUUCAGAUAGCCUGGCCUUUUGCCGGGCGUUCCUGGUAAAAGCCACUGUCUUUAUAAUGAGCGACUGCAUCUCCCAGACGCUGCUCAUCAUGGCAUUAACCUUUGUGCCUUUCUCACUCAUUCAUGAA
Molecule: messenger RNA, 1018 nt
Organism: Mauremys mutica (yellowpond turtle)
Lineage: Eukaryota; Metazoa; Chordata; Testudines; Geoemydidae
Gene: C14H16orf86
Product: chromosome 14 C16orf86 homolog
Exons: 6
Coding region: 18-791 (257 amino acids)
Source: RefSeq, a predicted model, not a curated record